Tarenaya hassleriana is the source of this 480-nucleotide messenger RNA. RefSeq lists its product as uncharacterized. Bases 9 to 353 code for a protein of 114 amino acids. The transcript has a single exon. The record is from RefSeq and is a predicted model, not a curated record. NCBI's taxonomy places the organism in Eukaryota, Viridiplantae, Streptophyta, Magnoliopsida, Brassicales, Cleomaceae.
AAAAAAAAAUGACGAUGAGAAGGGCGAUCUUGGUGUUCACAAUUGUCUCGGCCUUGCUAGUGUCACAAUGUGUAUUCGCGAAUACCGAAAACAACGACAAGAACGAUAACAAUGUCGAGGCGAAAUCUCCGGCGCCAUCGGACAAUUCGAUCUUACCGGACCCGGAGAAAUGUUUUGAAGAUCUCAAGGGAGUUCCCGGAUGCGAAGAGGCCAUCAAAACUCUGAGUUUCAAGGAUAUGACGAAAGGCUGUUGCUCACUAGUCUUUGGCGUUGCCGAACACUGCUUGGGUAUCUUCUUCCCCGAUCAAUUCAUCGUUAGACUUGCCCUAAAGAUUGCCUGCAAAAUAAUGUAGAAUCUUCAUCUAUUUCACUCUUUUUAUUGUUCAAAAUUUGGUACGAAUAAGAUUGUUCCCUAUGUAAACUUGAAAUAAUAUGUCCAAGAUAAUAAUGUUUCAUUGUGUUUUCGCGUUCUUCUUUUUA